Molecule: messenger RNA, 1329 nt
Organism: Aureobasidium vineae
Lineage: Eukaryota; Fungi; Ascomycota; Dothideomycetes; Dothideales; Saccotheciaceae
Source: the annotation of a GenBank genome assembly
AUGUCUGCAAAAACCAAUGCCACCGUCAAGGGAGGAGUCAACAGAGGCGACACCUUCCAGAAACCCCCACCUUCCACAUUUCCAUCCUACGAAAAGCCUCCAUUGAGUGCCCUCAUCAACUGCGACGACUUUGAAGAAGUGGCAAAAAACACACUGGCCAAAAAGACAUGGGCAUUCUACAGUUCGGCGGCAACGGAUUGCUAUACCUAUGAGAGGAACAGGAGUUUCUUCAGCCGUAUCUGGUUUAGACCCCGUAUCUUGAGGAACGUCAGCAAGAUUGAUACUACGACGACGAUUCUUGGUCAUGAUGUUGGUGUGCCGUUUAUGGUGCAUCCGGCCGCGUUGGUCAAGCUCGUGCACCCGGACGGUGAGAAGGGGAUUGCGAGGGGUCUCAGCAAGGAGAAUGUGCCAUAUUGUGUAAGUCUACUAUAUUCAUUGAUGGUGACUAGAUUGAAGCAAGGUAUACUGAUUCCAAAACACAGNGUGUCCAGCAAUGCUUCAUACCCCAUCGACGAAGUCGUCUCAUCAGUAGCCAAAGGCCAACCCUUCUUCUUCCAACUCUACGUCAACAAGGACCGCAAGCAAUCAGAACAACUCCUCAAGCGAGUCCGCGCCGCCGGCUGCUCAGCCGUCUUCGUCACAGUCGACGCACCCGUACCAGGCAAGCGCGAGGCCGACGAAAGAGUCUCUGCAGACCCCAGCACAAAUGCACCCAUGUCGGGCGCCAAAGCUGUCAACGACAAGAAAGGCGGCGGUUUGGGCAGAAUCAUGGGUAAUUAUAUCGACAGCAGUUUGAGCUGGGACGACAUGCAGUGGCUGCGUCGUUGCUGGGAUGGCAAGAUUGUGCUCAAGGGCAUUCAGAGUGCUGAGGAUGCCAAGAUGGCUGUUGAUGCUGGUGUCGAUGGCAUUGUGUUGAGCAACCACGGCGGCAGGAGUUUGGACACUUCGCCACCAUCCAUCAUGAUCCUGCUCGAGUGCCAACGCCGUUGUCCAGAGAUCUUCGAACGACUGGAGGUUUAUGUCGAUGGCGGAAUUCGUCGAGGCACUGACAUCUUGAAGUGUCUUUGUCUGGGAGCAAAGGCAGUUGGUCUUGGACGACCAUUCUUGUACUCGGUCAACUAUGGAGCCGAGGGAGUAGAGCAUAUGGUUGACAUCCUCAAAGACGAGCUAGAGACAAGCAUGAAGUUGGUCGGCAUCAACAACCUCUCAGAGGUGCAUCCUGGUCUGAUCAACAGCUUGGACGUCGACCAUCUAGUGCCUACCACAGCGGAUCACCCCUACGCUAAAUGGAGCCCAACGAGGAGACCAAAGCGGUCGGCACGCUUGUAG